UUCGUCCUGCCAUUAAUUUUUGAGAAGUUUGGAGAGGCGCGAAGACUACCCAAUUACCUACACUCUUUAAAUUUACCUAUUCUUUCUAAUAAUUUUGCCCAGCAUGUACACCAGAACCACCAUUUCUUCUCUUCUCCUGGCCGCGCCUGCCAUCUUGGCACAGUCUACCGGCAGCGGAUCCUGCACUGAUGUGCACAUCUUCAUCGCCAGAGGCUGGAACGAGCCUUAUCCAGGUCGUCAAGGAACACUUGUGGACGACAUCUGCGCGGAUCUCUCGGGUCUGACCUGCGACUACGAGGACGUUGUUUACGAUGCUGCGUCCACCGACUACUGCCCAUCAGUCCUGACUGGCGAGACCAACGGCCUUCAGCAAAUCCAAUCCUACUAUGCCAAGUGCCCAGACACCAAGCUCGUUGUGAGCGGUUACAGCGAGGGCGCCAACAUCAUUGGAGAUAUCCUUUCAGGCGGAACCUGUGGUGACUUCACUGGACUCGGCCAGACUUCUGGAGCCAGCUGCAACAUCGCCGCUGGUCUUCUCUUCGGUGACCCACAGCAUCUUCCAAACCAGCCAUACAACGUCCUAAAUGGAAGUGCCGGCGUGGGUACAGGAGGUUCUCGCACUGAGGCUCAAGCUCAGAUCUUGGAUUCUUACACUCCACGCCUUCGCUCAUACUGCCAAAUUGAUGAUCUUGUUUGCGCACCUGGCCUCGGUGCCGACACGGUUGAGGCACACACCAACUACUUCAAAUAUUACUCAGAGGACGCAGCUUCAUGGGUCGCUGGCCUCGUGAACUCUUUCCAGAAGGGACAGUACUGCUCCUCUACUACAACAAGCAGCACAGUAAGCUCAGUAGCAACCAGCACAGCGUCCGCCAGCUCUCUCUCGGACAGCGUAAUAACAAGCAUCCCAGCAGUGAGCAACAUUGUUGCAUCUUCUAGCAUUGCCUCCACCACGACAUGCACCGAGGAGGCCGUCUCCACCCCCGCGGUCUCUUCACCAGCGCCAUCGACUAUCACUUUCUGGUCCACCAAGGAGAUCACCAUCACCAGCUGUGCCGAGACAGUGACCGACUGCCCAGCCCGCAGCACCGUGAUCGACACCACCUCCAUCGCAGUCUCAACCACUAUCCUCAUUCCAACCGCUUCAGGCUCAUGGGCUACUGCCAUCUCGACCCCAGCCUCAAGCACUCCGGCUUCCUCCACAACUGUGGUCAACGGCAAGCCAGCAGUGGUUGCCUACAGCACUACCACUUCCACCACAACGCUAUGGAACUUCCCAACGAUUUCCAUCGCCAAGACUUACCCUGUCGCUACCUCAUACGUAGCAAGUGUUGGCUGGAGCAACGGAACCGUGGCCACUGGUGUUCCAUCUGGUGUCGCUGCGCCAAGCGGUGCUGGAUCUGGCUCUUGGUCCUCUGCUGCUCCUAGUGGCACUGGAUCCGGCUCUUGGUCCUCUGCUACUGCCAGCGGUAACACUCCUGCCGCCUACACUGGUGCUGCGAGCAAUGUCAAGGCUGCUGGCUGGGUUGCUGGUGCUGUCGGACUCGUCGGCAUGGCGAUGCUGUAGAUAGACGUAUGGGAAAAGUAUCCCUGAUGUAGAUAACGAUGUAUAGAUUAUUGUAAUAAGGUGUGGCAUAAUGUAAAUUCACCAAAUUGGAUCGUGAAAUUAUGCUGAAGUGCCCAAGCAGAUUUCAAGAUGAAGUCCAUCUGCAUAAAACUUUUGAUCGAUCUUGUUAACGUAGUUGGAGCUGCAACCGAAGGACGCUGAGAAAUUGCGAAUGGUAGAUUUCCGCCCUAGACUUUUCGACACGUCUCAAUUCCCUCCUCCUCCAGAAUUCCACUAUACAAGAUCGCCAGCAUACGGGAGUCUUUGUACAGAAUUACCGAGAGGUUGCUAACAGUUGAUCAGCUCCAAGGCGACUACGAGAAAUAGUCCAAGCUCAAGUGAAGAUGACGCCGCCAAGAAUUUGUCGGUCAUCUCGAAUCUGUCCACGGCACGUGUAUUGAUCCUUUGCCCAAUAACCUCUUCACUAUUAUCAACCUCCAAAUCCAAGGACAUGAAGAAAAAUAUAUCAAAAACCGUGCACCCGACAAAACCAUCCUAAUCUUCCCCUACAAAUCAACCCCCCCAUUCCCUUGCCCAUCUCCAAACCAACAACCAUGCGUCCCCUCACCCUCCUCCCAUUAUUCCUACCCUCCACAUCCUUCGCAAUCAACAUCCUCCAAUCCAACGACGACGGCUGGGCCGAAAUCAACAUCCGGGAACUCUACAACUCCCUCACAACCUGCGGCGCCAACUUCUCCUCAAUAAUCUCCGCGCCCGCAGAAAACGAAUCCGGGACAGGUUCUGCCGACACGCCACCGACACAAGUCGGAGACAAAGGUUGUGAAUUUCAGUCAUGUCCUCCGAACUCCCCGCCCACAGGAAAAAAUGAGAGUGAGCCGAGAUGGAAUUACGUAAACUCCUACCCCGUCCCCUCAAUCCGCCACGGAAUCCAAACCCUCUCUCCAAAAUUCUUUGGCGGCCCACCCGAUCUCGCCGUCACAGGUUUCAACGUCGGCACGAAUUUGGGAAUCGUGACGGCGAUUUCCGGAACUGUGGGGGCCGCAGUCGAAGCGGCGAAAUUCGGGAUUCCGGCUAUAGCUUUCUCGGGAUCGACGGGGUCGCAGACCGCUUGGAAUUCCCCGGUGGAAGAGUAUGUGAAGAUUUAUGCGGAAUUGAGUACGAAUGUUACGAAGACGUUGACGGAGAGGGAGAGGCCUUGGAUGGCGAGGGAUACGUGGUUGAAUGUGAAUUUUCCGGCUGUUAGUGAGACGUGUAAAUCUGCUUCGGAUUUCAAGUUCGUGUUGAGCAGGAUUUAUCCUAAGGUUCCGAUUGUGGGAGCACCGGAUGUGGAGACUUGUGGGAGUGAUGAGCUGCCUACGGAGAGGACGGUCGUGGGGACUAAGGGCUGUUAUGCGAGUAUUAGUGUGGGAGAUUUGAGCAAGACUGAUGCUAGCGCUGAAGAUCAGGCUGUUGUAUUGGAGAAGCUGAAGCCUAUCCUGUCUUGUCUGCCGAGUGAGAUUUAGAUCGGAAGUAGUUGAAUUAAAUGCUGUAUUGCG
Messenger RNA from Pseudocercospora fijiensis CIRAD86, 3102 nucleotides. Its product is annotated as carbohydrate esterase family 5 protein. NCBI's taxonomy places the organism in Eukaryota, Fungi, Ascomycota, Dothideomycetes, Mycosphaerellales, Mycosphaerellaceae. The record is from RefSeq and is a predicted model, not a curated record. Gene Ontology annotation, molecular function: hydrolase activity. Bases 104 to 1567 code for a protein of 487 amino acids. The transcript has 3 exons.